UCGACCAAUCGCUUGUCGACCCUUUCAAUACAAGACAUGUACCAUGGCAACGAGUAAAUACAAACACAUCAACUUUGAAAUCAGCUGUCAGUAAAGCAGUAAUUAUUGCAAUUGAAGUUGUAAAUGAGCCGGUUUUUACACGCUCGUUUUGGAAAAAGUGUCUUAUUUGUUGAAAUUGUCUCUCGAAGGAUUGAAGGACCCGAAAAUGUGACUUUAAACUAGAAAAUUAGCGAUUGUAAAGGAAAUGUUGACGAUUUUUUCGACUUAAAUCGUUGGCAGGAUAUUAAGGGUGGGAAGUUUUCAAAUUGAGACCCGGUAUAUUGGAAAACAAGAGCAUUCUACAGGGUGACCAAGAUGGCUCCGUAUCCUUAAUUCGYCCCGUCGCUGUCCCAGCUGCACCAUGGAAGACCUGGAAAAUGCCACAUUUUCCAGCUACUUGAACGUCUCCUCAACCAAAUUUCCACUGAUUUCCUUUGACAAUGAAUCCUGCGACGUUAUUUCUGAAAAUUACCCCACUAGAAACCCAGUGUUCUUAACGGCCGCGUACACUAUGUAUGGAGUGAUUAUAGUGCUGGCCCUGUUAGGAAACGUCUUUGUGUGCUACAUAGUGAUGCAGUCGCCUAGAAUGCGAACUGUGACCAACUACUUCAUAAUGAAUUUGGCUGUUGGUGACAUUCUGAUCACUGUGAUGUGCAUUCCGUUCACUUCGGUGCCCGUCAUGUUGCAGUUCUGGCCCUUCGGAAGCUUCAUGUGCACUUUUGUCAACUAUUCGGCUACAUUGAGUGUGUUUGUUAGUGCAUACACUUUGGUGGCCAUCAGCAUCGACAAGUGGAUGUUGAUCAUGUAUCCUUUGAAGCCGCGCAUUUCCAAGCGAUCUGCCACCUGUAUUAUUGCAUCUGUGUGGAUUUUUGCUGGAAUCACUGUGCUGCCUACUGCAAUUUUUUCCGUUACUUUUCAACCCCAAGGGCCAACUCUGGAUGAGGCAGCUUAUCGCAGAUGUAACAAGUACGUGUGCACGGAGGACUAUUCUUCAGUUGGGGCCGCUUACGGAACGAUGUACACCACAGUGUUGAUGGUUCUUCAAUAUAUCGUUCCUCUGGUGGUGCUCAUCUUCACCUAUACGAGCAUAGCGGCUGUUAUUUGGUGCCAUCGAAUCCCUGGCGAGGCAGAAAAUACCCGCGAUAUGCGAAUGGCGCGGUCUAAAAGAAAGAUGAUCAAGAUGAUGAUCACCGUGGUGCUGGUCUUCACAAUGUGUUGGCUGCCUUACAAUCUUUACAUGCUGUUUCAAGACCAGAUUGGCAUCGAACUAAAACCAUACAUCUACAUAUUAUUCCACGGUUUGGCCAUGUCGCACGCCUGCUACAACCCGAUCAUCUACUGCUACAUGAACACCAGGUUCCGAGAUGGGCUUUGUUUGAUCUUCAAGACGCUGCCGUGUCUUAAGGGGUGCUACAUGCGAAAAUCGCGAGGAUCGUCCGCCUUCCAGCAUAACGCUUGCCUGGAAGGAACUGAUAGCACAACAUUGCAACGGAACAACACGUUUACCACCUACAUAACACUGAACCGCAAAAAUCGACUGUCCACCUACCAAAGUGGGACCGGCAGGCCAUCUUCCAUGAAAAGAAGCAGCCAGAAUACCAAUGGAACAAGCAACGGCCGCAGAAAGAAGAACGUGAAAGAUGUGCUGGAUGAACCCAUCUAAGCAACGAGAGGAGGCAAAUUGUAAAUAGGAGUUAAAUCGGGGAAAAAUACGUCUAUAGUAGUUAUGUAACUUUACUCAUUCUAGCUAAGAAAUCAAUGGCAAUUCUAUAUUAGAUGGUUGUUUAGCUUACAGCGAAUGUUUGUGGAUGAAAAUAAAACAUUUUUCCAGA
Molecule: messenger RNA, 1871 nt
Organism: Dendroctonus ponderosae (mountain pine beetle)
Lineage: Eukaryota; Metazoa; Arthropoda; Insecta; Coleoptera; Curculionidae
Product: RYamide receptor
Exons: 7
Coding region: 401-1702 (433 amino acids)
Biological process (GO): G protein-coupled receptor signaling pathway
Cellular component (GO): membrane
Molecular function (GO): neuropeptide Y receptor activity
Source: RefSeq, a predicted model, not a curated record